AGACGAACACACAUGUGAGGGGAAACAUGGCCGACGGAGAAAUGAGGAGAGUGCUGGAGGACUGUGUCAAGAUAAUAAACGCCAACACGGCACAGCCAGAGAACUUUCUGAGCCUUCAAGAUGGACCUGCAGCAGAAUUUACUUCCCUUACCAAGACUAUGUAUGACCUCCAAAAAUCCGAGGAGCCUGCAGGAUACAAGGGCAGCCCGCUGGCUCAGCUGGUUGUGGAUAACUUUGACGAGGAGCAGAUCUGGCAGGAGCUGGAGCUGCAGAACAAUGCUGUGAUGAAGCAUUUUAAAAAGGCCAUAGGUGAGGCUUUAACUAACACGCUAACUUUGCUGUCAGAUGACGAAGAGAUGGAAGAGGCAGAAGAGGAUGGAGAAGAGGAGGAAGUAGAGACAGAUGACGAGAACGACACUAAACAAUCUUCCAAACGAGGCAGAAAGGCAGCAGAGGCAGAAAGUGACUCCGAGGAAGACUCUGAUGUAGAUUUUGACGUGGACGCUCUUGAGAAACGACAGAAGCAGAGGAAGCAGAGUGCAAGGACUGACCCCAGAGGAAAAGUCGUUCCCUCUGAGGUCGACGACACAUUCUUCAAACUGUCAGAGAUGGAGUCGUUUCUUGAUGAGAUGGACAAACGUGAGGGAAAGGAGGACGAAGGCGAAGAUGGUGUUGACUACUUUCAGGACCUUCCGUCUGAUGAGGACGAUGAUUUGGACUUGGAUCAGAUAAUGUCCUCCAAAAAAACAAAGAAAAACAGAACAAAGAGCUCCAGGGAUCUCAAGUACACAGACUUCUUUGAUGCUGUGGACGGUGAACCAGCUAAAACCGAUGAGCAGUCAGAUGGAGAGGAUGAAGAGAUGGACAGCCAGGAUGAAGGUGAAGACGACGACGAUGAUGAUGAUGAGGAGGGAGGUGAUGAUGAAGAGGAGGGAGGUGAUGAUGAAGAGGAGGGAGAUGAUGGAGAUGAGACAGCAAAUGCAACUAAAGCGUCUCAGAGGAAGGUGACCUUUGACCUGUCUGGGGACGAGGACAGCGAGGGGGAGGACAUGGAGGAGAUUUUUGGAGGAAAAGCUCCAAGCUCGGACAAAUCCGCAUUAAAGUCUUCAUAUGAGAAGCGACACGAGAAGAUGUCCCAGAAGAUCCAGGAGCUGGAGAACGCAGCUCUGGCAGAGAAGCCGUGGCAGCUGUCCGGAGAGGUGACGGCUCAGACCCGUCCAGAGAACAGCAUGCUGGAGGAAGAUGUGGAGUUUGAGCAGUCCUCGAGAAUGGCCCCUGCUAUCACUGAGGAGACCACCCUGCAGCUUGAGGACAUCAUCAAACAAAGGAUUAAAGACCAGGCAUUUGAUGACGUGGAGCGUAAAGAGAAGCCCAAGGAGGAGGUUUUUGAAUACAAGAAGAGGCUAACUCUGGACCACGAGAAGAGCAAGCAGAGUCUAGCAGAAAUCUACGAACAAGAAUACAUCAAACAGACUCAGAGUAAAACCGAGGAAGAGGAGAACCCAGCUCACGGAGAAAUUCAAAAACUUAUGGAGACGCUCUUCCUAAAGCUGGAUGCACUUUCCAACUUCCACUUCACACCAAAACCACCGGUUCCAGAGGUCAAGGUGGUGUCUAACCUCCCAUCCAUCACUAUGGAGGAGGUGGCUCCGGUCAGCACCAGUGAUGCAACGCUGCUCGCACCAGAAGAAGUCAAGGAGAAGAGCAAGGCCGGAGACAUACUGGGUGAUACCGAGAAGACGUCUACUGACAAGAAGCGCGACCGACGGCACAAGAAGAAAGUGAAGCGUCUGAAGAUUAAGGAGAAGGAGAAGAGACAAAAGCUUAAAGAGGCCAGAAAAACGGGGGAGAACAAAAAGCCGUCGAAGGCUGAGGUCACUGAAAGCCUGAAGAAACUCUCAAAGGGAGGCAAAACCACAAUACUAAAGGAUGAAGGUAAGGACAAGGCCCUCCGGUCUUCUCAAGCCUUCUUCUCUCAGCUGCAGGACCAGGUCAAAAGUCAGAUCAAAAGUGCAAAGGAGCAGUCUUCCAAGAAGAAGAAACCAAAGGAUGUUUCUGUCAGCCAACUCAAGCUGUAAUGACUGCUGAUUUUGUUUUUGAUGAUCAACUUUUCAUUGUACAGAUACUUUUUAAAAAAAAAAAUGAAACGCCUGCAAUAUAUUAAACCUGAAAGUCUAUAUAAA
This is a messenger RNA of Fundulus heteroclitus (mummichog), 2183 nucleotides long. It is a transcript of the gene mphosph10, whose product is annotated as M-phase phosphoprotein 10 (U3 small nucleolar ribonucleoprotein). Gene Ontology annotation, cellular component: Mpp10 complex; small-subunit processome; nucleus. Bases 27 to 2078 code for a protein of 683 amino acids. The transcript has 11 exons. Gene Ontology annotation, biological process: rRNA processing. NCBI's taxonomy places the organism in Eukaryota, Metazoa, Chordata, Actinopteri, Cyprinodontiformes, Fundulidae. The record is from RefSeq and is a predicted model, not a curated record.